Messenger RNA from Geodia barretti, 1050 nucleotides. Lineage: Eukaryota; Metazoa; Porifera; Demospongiae; Tetractinellida; Geodiidae. The record is from the annotation of a GenBank genome assembly.
AUGACGGAUGAUGCCAACACCCCUCUUGCCCUUCGUUCCUCUGGCCCUCCCCUUCUCUCCGUCCACAAUCUACACACGUACUUCCCUCAGGAAGAAGGGACGGUCAAGGCCGUCGAUGGCGUCAGCUUCGAUCUCUACCCCGGCCGCACGCUCGGUAUUGUGGGGGAAAGCGGCUGUGGAAAGAGCAUGACGGCCAGGUCGAUCUUGCGAAUUGUUGACCGCCCCGGGCGUAUUGUCGCCGGGGAGAUCCGGUUUCGCCGCCGCAAACAACUCGAUGCCAACAGCGAUGACAUGCGGGCGGUCCGCGGCGCCGAAAUCGCCCUCGUCUUCCAAGAGCCGAUGUCAUCGUUCAGUCCCGUCCAUACGAUAGGCAAUCAGAUUGUCGAAGCCAUCCUGUUGCACCAAAAGGUAAGCAAACGGCAGGCACGGGCACGCGCCAUCGAGGUGUUCCGUGACGUUGGCAUUCCCCUCCCAGAGCAGCGUCUCGACGCCUACGCGCAUCAAUUGAGCGGCGGCUUGCGUCAGCGCGCCAUGAUCGCCAUGGCCCUGGUGUGCAACCCCAGCCUGCUGAUCGCCGACGAGCCAACCACGGCGCUGGACGUCACAACCCAGGCGCAGAUUCUGGAUCUCUUGCGCCACCUGCAACAAGAAUACGGUAUGGCCAUCAUGCUCAUUACCCAUGACCUCGGGGUCAUCGCUGAAAUGGCGGAUGACGUCGUGGUGAUGUAUCUCGGGCGCGUUGUCGAACACGCACCGGUGGACGAACUCUUCCACGCCCCCAAACAUCCUUACACGCAAGCCCUGCUACGCUCGAUUCCCCAUAUCCGCUCCCGCCCGCGUGAGCGCCUGGCAUCUGUCGCCGGGUCCGUGCCGCAUCCGUACAACCGCCCGACCGGGUGUCCGUUUCACCCACGUUGUCCACAUGCAAUUGAGGUUUGCCGUACGCAGGCGCCGACGUGGGAAGAGGUCGCACCGCAGCAUUUUGCGCGUUGUCACCGCGCCCACGAGUUGCAGCUCAUAGGUGUGGAAGAAGUCGCCAGGACCACCUAA